Messenger RNA from Juglans regia (Persian walnut), 2880 nucleotides. RefSeq names its product probable receptor-like serine/threonine-protein kinase At5g57670. Gene Ontology annotation, molecular function: protein kinase activity; ATP binding. The record is from RefSeq and is a predicted model, not a curated record. NCBI's taxonomy places the organism in Eukaryota, Viridiplantae, Streptophyta, Magnoliopsida, Fagales, Juglandaceae. The transcript is spliced from 10 exons. Gene Ontology annotation, biological process: protein phosphorylation. The coding region runs from base 176 to 2455 and encodes 759 amino acids.
CCACCUCUCUCUUUCGUAGUCUGGUGCGCGAGCUUGAAAAGCAAACCAACUUGAAUGUCAAAAACCAAACCCAUCAAAGUGUACAUAUAUUUAUGACUGUGAUCACCGGCAGCAAAACGAAGAGGUGGUCGGAAUUGGGUCCGGAAAAUUACGGUGUUUGAGGAAGAAACACCUGAUGAAAAUGCUGCAAACAGGCUUAGCAGCGGAAGCCCAGGCUUCGGGCGACUCCGGUGGCCGGACGGUAGUCGUGGGGGUGAAACUGGACUCGCCCAGCAGAGAGCUGCUGACAUGGGCUCUUGUCAAGGUGGCUCAGCCUGGUGACCUUGUUGUUGCUCUACACGUCCUUGGGAAGGAUGAAAUUGUGGAUCGAGAUGGGAAGUCGUCUCUGCUUUCGCUUGUCAAAGCCUUUGACUCUGUUCUUGCUGUCUAUGAAGGUUUCUGCAAUCUGAAACAGGUGGAUCUCAAGCUUAAGAUUUGCAGAGGUACAUCGAAACGAAAAAUUUUAGUUCGGGAAGCAAAAUCCUAUUCUGCUACUGAGAUUAUUGUCGGAACUGCUCGGAACCACCAUAAAAUCCGGUCAUCAACCUCGGUGGCUAAGUACUGUGCUAGAAAACUGUCCAAGGAUUGUUGGGUUCUUGCUGUUAAUAAUGGGAAAGUUGUGUUCAAGAGAGAAGGCUCUCCAAAAACUGUCGGUCACUCAAAAGGAAAUGAAGAAUAUGGCCCCAAUAGUUUAAUGAGCAUGAUGAUGCAAGGGACAUGGAGUAAGAACUCGAAAGUAGUGAACGAGGGCAAUGCCAACAUGAGCUUAAAGGAGCAAGAUUUAGAGCAAAGCUUUGCUAAAGUUGUUCUGGCUUGUACAAACAGUCCUGUAAAGCAGAAGUGCUCAAUUUGUGCACCUAACUCUGAAUUUCCAGAUAACUCUUGUAGGCAAUCUGCAGAAGAGCCCUCCGGUUUAGGUGGUGAAGGUGAGUCUUUGGCUUUAGUGCCAGUUCAGAAAGAAGAGGUUGCGUGUAGUUCAAUUUCCAUGUUGAUCAAAGAAUUGCCUGAACUAAAACCCGGUUGGCCACUACUCCAUCGAGCUACUCUGUCGGAUCGAAAAGCUUCUGACAGGUCUAUGGUGCGGCAGAUUUCGGUGGUUCAGUGGGCAUUGCGGUUGCCAAGCAGGCAUUAUUCAUUUAGCAGCAAUUCGGAUCAUAAAAAAGUUACUUGUCAUCAAAGUGAAGAUCAAUCAUCGAGUUUAGACAGUGAAAGUGGCGCAAUUGUUCCGGUGGGUACUGAGAUAUUGACUGCUCCUCCUUCUCCUGAAUACAAUUCCAAGAGGCUACCAAAGGAGCUGGAGGGGUUUCAUGAGAAAUACUCAUCCACUUGCAGACUGUUUAAUUACGAGGAACUUAUCUCAGCAACAUCGAAUUUCUUGACAGAUAAUUUGGUUGGGAAAGGAGGCAGCAGUCAGGUUUAUAGGGGCUGCCUUCCUGAUGGAAAGGAACUCGCUGUGAAGAUCUUAAAGCCAUCUGAAGAUGUUUUAAAAGAGUUUGUCUUGGAAAUAGAGAUUAUUACUACCUUAAACCAUAAGAACAUUAUUUCUCUUCUGGGGUUCUGCUUUGAGGAUCGCAAUCUUCUCUUGGUUUAUGAUUUCUUAUCAAGAGGAAGCCUUGAAGAGAACCUUCACGGGAAUAGGAAAGAUCCGCUAGCAUUUGGUUGGAGUGAGAGGUAUAAAGUGGCUGUGGGUGUAGCUGAGGCCUUAGAAUAUCUGCAUGGUGGCUGUGCUCGACCUGUGAUCCACAGGGAUGUUAAAUCUUCAAAUAUACUGUUAUCUGAUGACUUUGAGCCACAGCUCUGUGAUUUUGGACUUGCAAAAUGGGCAUCAACCUCUUCAUCACACAUAACCUGCACGGAUGUUGCUGGCACCUUUGGUUACUUGGCUCCUGAAUACUUUAUGUAUGGAAAAGUGAAUGAAAAGAUUGAUGUCUAUUCAUUUGGUGUUGUACUCCUUGAGCUUCUUUCGGGAAGAAAGCCUAUAAGCAAUGACUAUCCGAAAGGCCAAGAAAGCCUAGUCAUGUGGGCUAGGCCAAUUCUAAAUGGUGGAAAAGUGUCACAAUUAUUAGAUCCGAGUUUGGGGACUAAGUACAAUCCGGACCAGAUGGAGAGGAUGGUUAUAGCAGCAAGACUUUGUAUCAGGCGUGCUCCAAGAGCGCGGCCACAAAUGAGCCUUGUUUCGAAGCUCCUUCAUGGUGAUAAUGAGGUUACCAAGUGGGCAAGGCUACAAGUUAAUGCUGCAGAGGAUUCAGACAUGCUUGAUGGUGAAGCUUGUCCACGUUCUAACCUGCAGUCACAUCUGAACCUUGCACUCCUCGAUGUGGAGGAUGACUCACUCUCCUUAAGCAGCAUUGAGCAAAGUGUGUCAUUGGAGGACUACUUACAAGGCAGGUGGAGCCGCUCAUCAAGCUUUGACUAACCACAAUACUGGCAAUUUGCUAGUAAAAAAAAUGUUUAUCUCAGUUUCUGUGAUUCUUUUGUAUAUCCUUUUGCUUUUUCCCCUCCUUUGCAUUGGCCUUUGGCCCCCUGGAUUUCUUUCAUCUUGCAGGGUUUUGGAUGAGAGGUUGUUUGUGGGUGUGCCCUCCUCCUUCCCUUGAUAGUUGAGAAAUUUGUCCCCAUUUGUUGGGAGUUUGUCUACUCUCUAAGAAAAAGAGAGGAAAAAAACUCAAAAAGAGUGUCAGUUUUAUUCCUAGAUCUCAAGCAGAUCGAGAGUGGAAUAUGUUAAUUUUGUAGGAUGGACAUGUUGUAAUUCUAGAAAACUCUUUCCUAAAGUGAGCACAAGUCAUUUCUAAUAAGAGAAAUUCGGCUGUUCUCAUGCUUGAAUUUAUUAAUGAUUUGAAUGCA